This is a messenger RNA of Rubroshorea leprosula, 1728 nucleotides long. The record is from the annotation of a GenBank genome assembly. Lineage: Eukaryota; Viridiplantae; Streptophyta; Magnoliopsida; Malvales; Dipterocarpaceae.
CAUAAACCAGAAGACCUUUGCAUUUCCAUUUCCUAACCAGAGAAGGUUAAAGAUGUCAGGUAUAUCAAAGAAAGAGCUCCUCCUAGUUGCACAAAACUAUUAUGGUACCAUCCUGGUUGCACUGAUUGCCAUUGGAUUAACAUAUUUUCUAUCAAAAGCUUGGACAAGGGUCUCCCCCCGCAAAGCUCACAACAUCCCUGGUCGGCUGGGAUUACCUUUCCUAGGUGAAACCAUGUCCUUAUUGUCAGCUACUGACAGCACAAAAGGAUGCUAUGAGUUCGUUAGACUCCGGCGACUAUGGCAUGGGAAGUGGUUCAAGACAAGGAUAUUUGGGCAGAUCCACGUGUUUGUUCCAAGCGCUGAGGCUGCACGGACAAUUUUUACUAGUGAAUUUGUUAAAUUCAACAGGGGAUUUGUCAAAUCCAUGGCAGAUGCAGCUGGGGAGAAGAGCUUAUUUAAUGCACCGCAGGAGACCCACAAAAGGAUUAGGCGUCUCCUGUCUGAUCCUUUUUCCAUGAAUUCUUUAUCCAAGUUUCUUAAAAAAUUCGACAAGAUGCUAUGUCAAAGGCUUAACGAAUUAGAAGAAGCUGGGAAAAGUUUUAAGAUGCUUGACUUCACCAUGAAGAUGACCUUCGAUGCAAUGUGCGACAUGCUGAUAAGUGUUACGGAGGAUUCCUUGCUAAGGCAGAUUGAAAAUGACUGCACAGAUGUUUCCAAUGGCAUGUUAUCCUUUCCAGUGAUGAUUCCUGGCACCAGAUACUACAACGCCAUCAGGGCACGGAAAAGGCUGAUGGAAACCUUGAGAGAGCUGAUUGCACAAAGGCGGAAUGGAAUGGAGUCACCUCAAGACUUUCUGCAAUCAAUGCUGCAAAGAGAUUCAUACCCACCAGAUGAAAAGCUCGAUGAUUCAGAGAUAAUGGACAACCUGGUGGUCUUGCUAAUGGCGGGGCAGACCACCACUUCAGCAGCCAUGAUGUGGAGCGUCAAGUUCCUGGAUGACAACAGAGAAGCGCAAGACAAGCUCAGGGAGGAACAAAUUUCAAUAGCCAGAAAUAAGCCAGAAGGAGCAUCACUUACCCUUGAGGAUCUGAACAGCAUGCCCUAUGCUUUAAAGGUUAUGAAAGAGACACUGAGAAUGUCCAAUGUCUUGUUGUGGUAUCCUCGUGUCGCAGUUAAUGACUGCACAAUUGAUGGUUUUAAGAUAAAGAAAGGAUGGCAUGUAAACAUUGAUGCAACUUGCAUUCACUAUGAUCCAGAUUUGUACGAGGAUCCUAAGCAAUUCAACCCCUCAAGAUUCGAUGAAAUGCAGAAGCCAUACAGUUUCAUACCUUUCGGGUCGGGACCAAGGACAUGCUUAGGAAUAAAUAUGGCAAGAGUGACGAUGCUCGCCUUUUUUCACCGACUGACCAGUGGAUACAAGUGGACAGUGGAUGAUUUAGAUUCCUCCUUGGAAAAGAAAAUGCUUGUGCCUCGACUCAGAAGUGGUUGUCCAAUAACUUUGAAGGCCAUCAACAAGAAGCUUGAAUCUUCUGGGACAGAGGAGUUCGCUGUGCCUCCUGUGCUUCAGAGGCAUGGAUCAGAAAAGAGAAAUGUGUAGGCAGUAUGUUCCAUAGAGGUUCUGCCAAUGUUGCAAAAGCAGCAAAACCUGAACUGAGCUGCGUCUAGAAUUAUCUGUGUAUCCAUAAAUAAUGCUAGUUUCUAGCUUCCCAAUAAAUAUUGACGCCACCU